CCCCGACCGGUCCCCAUGGAGGAAAUGGAAGAGGAGUUGAAAUGCCCCGUGUGCGGCUCCUUCUACAGGGAGCCCAUCAUCCUGCCCUGCUCCCACAAUUUAUGUCAGGCGUGCGCCCGCAACAUCCUGGUGCAGACCCCGGAGUCCGAGUCCCCUCAGAGCCGUCGGGCCUCCGGCUCUGGGGUCUCCGACUAUGACUAUCUGGACCUGGACAAGAUGAGCCUGUACAGUGAGGCGGACAGCGGCUACGGCUCCUAUGGGGGGUUCGCCAGCGCCCCCACUACCCCGUGCCAGAAGUCCCCCAACGGCGUCCGCGUGUUCCCCCCAGCUAUGCCUCCACCGGCCACCCACCUGUCACCGGCCCUGGCCCCUAUACCCCGCAACUCCUGUAUCACCUGCCCCCAGUGCCACCGCAGUCUCAUCUUGGAUGACCGGGGGCUGCGUGGCUUCCCUAAGAACCGCGUCCUGGAAGGGGUAAUUGACCGCUACCAGCAGAGCAAAGCUGCGGCCCUCAAGUGCCAGCUCUGCGAGAAGGCGCCCAAGGAGGCCACAGUCAUGUGCGAACAGUGCGACGUCUUCUACUGCGAUCCGUGCCGCCUGCGCUGCCACCCGCCGCGGGGACCCCUAGCCAAGCACCGCCUGGUGCCCCCAGCCCAGGGCCGCGUGAGCCGGAGGCUGAGCCCGCGCAAGGUGUCCACCUGCACAGACCACGAGCUGGAGAACCACAGCAUGUACUGCGUGCAGUGCAAGAUGCCCGUGUGCUACCAGUGCCUGGAGGAGGGCAAACAUUCCAGUCACGAAGUCAAGGCUCUGGGAGCCAUGUGGAAACUGCACAAGAGCCAGCUCUCGCAGGCGCUGAAUGGGCUGUCGGACAGGGCCAAGGAGGCCAAGGAGUUCCUGGUGCAGCUGCGCAACAUGGUCCAGCAGAUUCAGGAGAACAGUGUAGAGUUUGAAGCCUGUCUGGUGGCCCAGUGUGACGCCCUCAUUGAUGCCCUAAACAGAAGGAAGGCCCAGCUGCUGGCCCGGGUCAACAAGGAGCAUGAACACAAGCUGAAGGUGGUUCGGGACCAGAUCUCUCACUGCACAGUGAAGCUGCGGCAGACCACGGGCCUCAUGGAAUAUUGCCUCGAGGUGAUUAAGGAAAAUGACCCAAGUGGCUUUUUGCAGAUUUCUGACGCCCUCAUACGGAGAGUGCACCUGACUGAGGACCAGUGGGGGAAGGGCACACUCACACCCCGGAUGACCACGGACUUCGACUUGAGCCUGGACAACAGCCCACUGCUGCAAUCCAUCCACCAGCUCGACUUCGUGCAGAUGAAAGCUUCCUCUCCAGUCCCUGCGACCCCCAUCCUGCAGCUGGAGGAGUGUUGCACCCACAACAACAGCGCCACUCUGUCCUGGAAACAGCCACCUCUGUCCGGGGUGCCCGCCGAAGGGUACAUCCUAGAGCUGGACGAUGGCAACGGUGGUCAGUUCCGGGAGGUGUACGUGGGGAAGGAGACCAUGUGCACCGUGGACGGGCUUCACUUCAACAGCACCUACAACGCCCGGGUCAAGGCCUUCAACAAAACAGGAGUCAGCCCGUACAGCAAGACCCUGGUCCUGCAGACGUCCGAGGUGGCCUGGUUUGCCUUCGACCCUGGCUCAGCCCACUCGGACAUCAUCUUCUCCAACGACAACCUGACGGUGACCUGCAGUAGCUACGAUGACCGGGUGGUGCUAGGGAAGACCGGCUUCUCCAAGGGCGUCCACUACUGGGAGCUCACGGUAGACCGCUACGACAACCACCCCGACCCCGCCUUCGGCGUGGCGCGCGUGGACGUGCUGAAGGACGCCAUGUUAGGGAAGGACGACAAAGCCUGGGCAAUGUAUGUGGACAAUAACCGGAGCUGGUUCAUGCACAACAACUCGCACACCAACAGAACUGAAGGAGGGAUCACGAAAGGGGCCACAGUUGGGGUCCUCCUCGACUUAAACAGAAAAACCUUGACAUUUUUUGUCAACGAUGAGCAGCAAGGCCCCAUCGCCUUUGAGAAUGUGGAAGGGGGCCUGUUCUUCCCUGCUGUCAGCCUAAACAGGAACGUGCAGGUCACGCUUCACACCGGGCUCCCGGUCCCCGACUUCUACUCCAGCAGAGCCUCAAUAGCCUAA
Molecule: messenger RNA, 2151 nt
Organism: Otolemur garnettii (small-eared galago)
Lineage: Eukaryota; Metazoa; Chordata; Mammalia; Primates; Galagidae
Gene: TRIM9
Product: tripartite motif containing 9
Exons: 10
Coding region: 16-2151 (711 amino acids)
Molecular function (GO): protein binding; zinc ion binding
Source: RefSeq, a predicted model, not a curated record